Molecule: messenger RNA, 753 nt
Organism: Saccostrea cuccullata (small rock oyster)
Lineage: Eukaryota; Metazoa; Mollusca; Bivalvia; Ostreida; Ostreidae
Exons: 1
Coding region: 34-591 (185 amino acids)
Source: RefSeq, a predicted model, not a curated record
CAAAUAAAUUCUAUUUUUUUACCACAAGUAAAAAUGUUUAUUUUAUUUUUUAAUUAUGCUAAUUUAUUUAUAUUCAUAUUUCAGAGAGCAUACAACGAGAAGGGGGGUGUUCACCGCUUCGUUCGUCAGGUGAUGGCCCUUCCCUUCCUUCCUCCUGAACACAUUGAGCCCAUGUUCCACCAACUGGACCAACGCAUUCGCACCGACAUCAUGGACUCCUUCAUGGCGUAUGUUUGGAGACAGUGGUUCAGGAACGUGACAUUCCCCGUGAAGAACUGGAGUGUGUUCAUGUCUUCAGUGCGGACGAACAACGACCUCGAGGGCUGGCACAACCGCCUGAACUCCAGGAUGAACAGUCGUGGUCCAGUCCCAUUCUACCUCCUACUACAAGAACUCUACAAGGAAGCAUCUGCCAUUCCAAUGCAGGCCAGGCUCCUGACAGAGGGGAAGAUGGAAAGACUUCACCGUAAACGUGCAACCCAGUUGAAUGGUAGACUGUUCACCUUGUGGGAGGAAUACAACGAGAAGGAAAUCAGCACCACCCAGUUAUUGCGGAGGUGUUCCGAGUUGUACGGACCAGUGGACCAUUAAAAUGUGGAGUGUUGUGUUGAUUGACUGACUGUGGAAAUCAUCAGAAAAUGUGUUGUGUUGUGUUGUGGUGAUUGACUGACUGGGGAAACCUUUGUUGUUAAUUGUUUAAUUCAUAUUUUUAUGUUAUCAACAUGUGUUGUAUUCAUGUGGUAAAUUAUAAAA